AAGCACUCGCAGCCCGCGGACGUUGUUCGAGGAUAUUUGAAGAUGACCGACGUACUCAGCAAUGCGCAUAACUCCGACAAGGUGUCCGCAUUAGUGAAGGAAGCGGAAAGUCUCAAAUCAAAGCUGGAAGAAGAGCGCCAAAAGCUGAACGAUGUUGCCCUUUCGUCAGUGGCCGAUCGCUUGGAAAUGAUCAGCUAUUUAAACAUCAAACCCCGCCGUGUUCUCAAAGGCCACCAGGCUAAAGUGCUGUGUUCAGACUGGUCCCCGGAUAAACGGCACAUAGUGUCCUCCUCGCAGGAUGGGAAACUGAUAAUAUGGGACGCUUUUACAACCAACAAGGAACAUGCCAUCACAAUGCCAACCACCUGGGUAAUGGGAUGCUCGUAUGCUCCCUCCGGCAAUCUCGUGGCGUGUGGCGGCUUGGAUAAUAAGGUGACAGUGUACCCUAUCACACUCGAGGAGGAUAUCUCUUCACGGAAGAAGACGGUCGGCACGCACACCAGCUACAUGUCGUGUUGCAUUUUUCCAAAUUCAGAUCAGCAAAUACUGACCGGCAGUGGAGAUUCGACUUGCGCGCUGUGGGACGUUGAGUCGGGUCAGUUGCUGCAGAGCUUUCAUGGCCACACGGGCGACGUGAUGUCGAUCGAUCUAGCACCGAACGAAACAGGCAAUACUUUCGUUUCCGGAAGCUGCGAUAAAAUGGCAUUCAUCUGGGAUAUGCGCUCGGGUCAUGUGGUGCAAUCGUUCGAAGGUCACCAGUCGGACGUGAACAGUGUAAAGUUUCAUCCCAGCGGUGACGCAAUCAGUACCGGAUCAGACGAUAGCACGUGCCGUUUGUUUGACAUGCGCGCAGACAAGGAGGUAGCCGUGUUCAGUAAAGAUAGUAUCAUUUUCGGAGUAAAUUCGGUGGAUUUUUCCGUUAGCGGACGCUUGCUGUUUGCGGGAUACAAUGACUACACUGUGAAUGUGUGGGACACGCUCAAGGCACAGCGAGUCUGUCUGCUUUAUGGGCACGAAAAUAAGGUGUCCUGUCUGCAGGUGUCUCCGGAUGGGACGGCGUUAUCUACCGGCAGCUGGGACUAUACGCUAAGGAUUUGGGCAUAAGCUGAAUUCUGAGACUAUUGAGAUAUUGACAGUAUUACCUAGUUCAAACGUGCACUGGUCAAGUCAUCGUUUUAGCCGGCGCGAAGCGUAUCUUUAGUCAAAUAGUAAUAAUUGUACUAUUGCAAUGAAUAUUUCAUGUUAGCCAAAUAGGACGUUGUUCAAGGAAAUCAGUAUAGCAAAGCGGACUCAAAAAUCUCAAAGUAACUGCUCCACUCACUCCUCCUGGAUGGACUCAAUGUACUCGCUGUUGUAUCGUACAGUUUUUUAGCUUCCUACUAACUGUUAGUCACACGGUGGUCGCACCACGUGUAAUAGAAUCUAACAAAAUCCAACGGUGCGAUUCGCUGUAAUAAACCAAAGAAA
Anopheles cruzii is the source of this 1467-nucleotide messenger RNA. RefSeq names its product guanine nucleotide-binding protein subunit beta-5 (gene Gbeta5). Gene Ontology annotation, molecular function: signaling receptor complex adaptor activity; protein binding. Gene Ontology annotation, cellular component: heterotrimeric G-protein complex; cytoplasm. Bases 43 to 1104 code for a protein of 353 amino acids. The transcript has 5 exons. Gene Ontology annotation, biological process: G protein-coupled dopamine receptor signaling pathway; G protein-coupled receptor signaling pathway. Lineage: Eukaryota; Metazoa; Arthropoda; Insecta; Diptera; Culicidae. The record is from RefSeq and is a predicted model, not a curated record.